Molecule: messenger RNA, 2191 nt
Organism: Scleropages formosus (Asian bonytongue)
Lineage: Eukaryota; Metazoa; Chordata; Actinopteri; Osteoglossiformes; Osteoglossidae
Product: SLIT and NTRK-like protein 1
Exons: 1
Coding region: 110-2191 (693 amino acids)
Biological process (GO): axonogenesis; positive regulation of synapse assembly
Cellular component (GO): postsynaptic density membrane; glutamatergic synapse; GABA-ergic synapse
Molecular function (GO): protein binding
Source: RefSeq, a predicted model, not a curated record
UAAUAGAAAAAAAAAAAAAUAAAAAAAAAAAAUACAUCAAUAACUUCAAUUUUGUUUUACGGCAUUCAUGUCUUGAAAAUCGGGGAUGAAUUGUGCGCAGUAAAGGAAAAUGCUGCUUUGGAUUGUGCUGCUGAAGGCGACUCUUUGUGUUGCUGUUGGAAAUGUUACAAGGGACAUUUGCAAAGAGCAGAUCUGCUUGUGCAGUGAAGUAGAGGGCGACUUGCAAAUCGACUGCGAAAAGAGGAGCUUUACAAAUCUGCAGCAUUUGACCGGUCCCAGCUCGCAGUUCUAUCACUUGCUGCUGCACGGCAAUUCCUUGACCAGACUGUUUCCCAACGAGUUCGCCAACUUUUACAAUGCUGUCAGCUUGCAUCUGGAGAACAACGGCUUGCACGACAUCGUUCCCGGCGCUUUCCUGGGACUGCAGCUUGUCAAACGGCUGCACAUAAACAACAACAAGCUGCGCUCCUUCAAAAAGAGUACAUUCCUGGGCUUGGAUGAUCUGGAGUAUCUGCAGGCUGAUUUCAAUCUGCUGCGAGAUAUUGACCCGGCCGUGUUCAGGGACCUAAAUAAACUCGAAGUCCUGAUCCUCAACGACAACCUCAUCAGCGCACUCCCCACCAAUGUGUUCCAGCACGUUCCGAUAACCCACCUCGAUCUGCGUGGGAAUAGAAUCAAAACUUUGCCUUAUGAAGGGAUUCUGGAGCAGAUACCAGGGAUUUCAGAGGUUUUGCUCGAGGACAACCCUUGGGAAUGCAACUGCGAUCUGGUUCCCUUGAAGGAAUGGCUGGAGAACAUCCCCCCGAAUGCUUUGAUCGGACAGGUCAUCUGCGAGGCCCCCACCAGGCUGCAGGGCAACGACCUGAACAAGACGUCAGAAGCAGAUCUGUGUCCUUCAAAGGGCGGGUUCGACUCCAGCUUAGCUGCCCCUCCCACCCAAGAAGAGACUGCCGAUGCUGGACCUCUGGCAACGCCGUACAAGACGCACAGCGAGACAGAGUCCCCCACGCCAGGAUCUGCUCACAGGUGGCGUUCAAUAUCGCGGGAAACCUGGCCGCAGAGGAAUAAACCCACAGCCGUGGCAAAGCUGAACGGAAACAACGAGCGUCCCUACAAUGCGUCCUGCCCGUCGUCAUGCAGCUGCAAGCUCCUCGAACCCAGACAAGGUGUCAGGGUCAACUGCGAGGGCAAGAAGAUUGCCAGCGUAUCUAGUCUGAAACCUCGACCACGGCACGUGCAUGAGCUCAACCUGAGAGACAACAACAUCCAUAGUGUAAAAAAGAACCAGUUUCAAGAUUACCAAAACAUGACCCUGCUCGAUCUGGGGGGGAACAAUAUAAAGUUAAUCGAAAACAGCACUUUUCAAAACCUCACAGCACUGAGGUGGCUGUACAUGGAUAAAAAUUACUUGGAUAUACUGUUUGCGGAAAUGUUCGUUGGCCUACAAAACCUGGAAUAUCUAAGUUUGGAAUAUAAUGACAUUCAGCUCAUAAUGCCCGGCACUUUCAACCCUAUACCUAAUCUGAGGGUUCUGUUCCUCAACAAUAAUUUGUUGAAGUCGCUGCCAGUGGAUGUUUUUCUUGGAGUGUCCUUGUCAAAGAUAAGCUUGCACAACAAUUACUUUACAUUUCUUCCCUUGGCCGGCGUCUUAGACCAGCUCAGUUCCAUUAUACAAAUUGAUUUGCAUGGUAAUCCGUGGGAGUGCUCUUGCAGCAUCCUGCCUUUCAAGGAGUGGACGGAGAAGCUGGGGUCGGAGGUCGUGGUCAGCGACCUUAAGUGCGAGUCCCCUGAAGAGUUCUGGAAAAAAGAUUUCAGACUCAUCAGUAAUGAACUCCUGUGCCCCCAGCUUUACAAUAAGAUCCUGCCCACAUCUUUGUCCAGAAACAGCACACUGGCCGCAGACUCCGGGACGCGCUCCAACUCGUACCCGGAGCCGAGCAGAGUGUCCAUUUCUGUGUUGGUGCCUGGGCUGCUGCUGGUGUUUGUCACGUCUGCUUUCACAGUUGUUGGGAUGUUGGUGUUUAUCUUGAGAAAUAGGAAAAGGUCCAAGAGAAGAGAUGGCAACUCAUCGGCAUCGGAGAUCAAUUCCCUGCAGACGGUGUGUGACUCGUCAUACUGGCACAGUGGGCCGUUCCAUGCAGACGGACCCCACAGGGCAUACGACUGUGGCACCCACACACUUUCUGACUAA